AAUGUACUUGACUAUGGAGCUGUUGGAGAUGGAAAUACUGAAGAUACUCAAGCUUUUCUUGAUGCUUGGAAAGCUGCAUGUAAAUCUUCAAAUUCAAAGACUUCUCCAAUAAUGUUGGUUCCUCCUGGCAAAUCAUUUUUACUUCAACCUUUCACUCUCGAUGGUUACGAUUGCAAGUCUACAAAAACAAAUAUCAUUAGUAUUGUGAUUGAUGGAGAAUUAAUUGCACCAAAAGAUCGAUGGGCAUGGAAAUACGAAGGAAAACAAUGUCGACAAUGGAUUUUAUUGAAGCAUAUGAAAGGUUUAGUAGUUAAAGGUUCUGGCACUAUCAAUGCUCAAGGAAAUACAUGGUGGGAUCUAUGCACAAAUGAAGAAAAAGUUUGUACAAGAAGACCAACUAGUUUAAUUUUGGAAGAUUCCGAGAAAGUGCAUAUAAAAAAUAUAGCUUUUAAGGAUAGUCCCCAAAUGCAUAUGGCUAUUGAAAACUCAAAAUAUGUAUUUGUUAAAAACCUAUAUAUUGAAGCACCGGGUGAUAGUCCUAAUACCGAUGGAAUUCAUAUUCAACAUUCUCGAAAAAUCUCCAUUACUAGUUCUAGUAUUCGUACAGGAGAUGAUUGCAUUUCAAUUGGGGAUGGUUCAUAUAGAAUCAACAUCUCCAAGAUUGCAUGUGGUCCGGGACAUGGGAUUAGUAUUGGAAGCCUGGGUAAACAUGGCAAUCAUGAAAAAGUUGAGUUUAUUCACGUGAAAGAUGUAACUUUUACCGACACAACUAAUGGAGUUAGAAUUAAAACAUGGCAGGGUGGGAGUGGAUAUGCAAGAAACAUCAUCUUUGAAGGCAUAGUUUCUCGUGGCUCAUUAAAUCCAAUCAUCAUCGAUCAAUUUUAUUGCGACCAUGAAAAAUGCAAAAACCAAACUUCGGCGGUAAAAGUCAGCAAUGUAUUGUACAAUAGAGUAUCGGGAACAUCAAAAAGUAAAAUUGCAGUGAAUCUUGCUUGUAGCGAAACAGAACCAUGUAGAAAUAUCUUGAUGAAAGAUAUUAAAUUAAAAUCUAUCAUUGAAGAUGAAGAAGAAGAAGAUAUCACAUCAUCGUACUGUAAAAAUGUUGUUGAUGGACAUAAAGAUGGGUCUGUAAUUCCGAAUGUUCCUUGCUUAAAGCAAACGAAUUAGUCGAUUUCUUGAGUGUUUAGUAUAAACGUGGAAGUGAAAAAUCGAAUCAUCGAAUUAUGAUGUGAUGAUCGAUCUAGUUUAAUAGAAUUAGUUUGAAGUUAUAUUUUUAGUUGAUGGCCGGUUGAUAGUGCUACUUUGCCAUUUUUAGAAGGAUUGUUACCCAUUUGAAUAUAAUUUAGUAAGUUCAAUUUUUGUUGAUUUA
Cucumis sativus (cucumber) is the source of this 1369-nucleotide messenger RNA. RefSeq names its product probable polygalacturonase At1g80170. NCBI's taxonomy places the organism in Eukaryota, Viridiplantae, Streptophyta, Magnoliopsida, Cucurbitales, Cucurbitaceae. Gene Ontology annotation, molecular function: polygalacturonase activity. The annotation marks the transcript as partial. The transcript is spliced from 9 exons. Gene Ontology annotation, biological process: carbohydrate metabolic process. The record is from RefSeq and is a predicted model, not a curated record.